Messenger RNA from Poecile atricapillus (Black-capped chickadee), 6217 nucleotides. It is a transcript of the gene DCLRE1B, whose product is annotated as DNA cross-link repair 1B. The transcript is spliced from 4 exons. Lineage: Eukaryota; Metazoa; Chordata; Aves; Passeriformes; Paridae. Gene Ontology annotation, biological process: interstrand cross-link repair; double-strand break repair via nonhomologous end joining; protection from non-homologous end joining at telomere. The record is from RefSeq and is a predicted model, not a curated record. Gene Ontology annotation, molecular function: 5'-3' DNA exonuclease activity; damaged DNA binding. The coding region runs from base 67 to 1422 and encodes 451 amino acids.
UCCGCCGGCGCGUGCGCGGCGCUUCCCGCCAAAACCGGUGUGAGGGGAGCAGGGGUCUGGCCCGCCAUGAGCGGGACGGUGCUGCCUGGGACCCCCAUCGCCGUGGACUUCUGGAGCCUGCGGAGGGCGGCCGGUGCCCGCCUCUUCUUCCUGUCCCACAUGCACUCGGACCACACGGUGGGGCUAUCCAGCACCUGGAGCCGCCCGCUGUACUGCUCCCCGCUCACCGCCCGCCUCCUGCACCACCGCCUGCAGGUGCCGAUGUGCUGGAUCCGGCCGCUGGAGGUGGGGCAGAGCCAUGUCGUGGAUGAGGUGACGGUGACGUUGAUCGACUCCAACCACUGCCCUGGCUCUGUUAUGUUCCUCUUUGAGGGUACUUUUGGCACCAUCCUCUACACAGGAGAUUUCCGCUACACGAGUGCCAUGCAGGGUGAGCCAGCACUGAGGGGCCGCCACAUCGACCGCCUGUACCUGGACAACACCAACUGUCACCCUCAGCGGGCCCUGCCCUCGCGAGCGCUGGCCACCCGCCAGGCUGCCCACCUUAUCCGUGCCCACCCGCAGCACCACGUGGUCAUUGGUGUGUACACCCUGGGCAAGGAGACGCUGCUGAUGGACCUGGCGCUGGAGUUCGGCACGUGGGUGGUAGUGAGCCCGUGGCGCCUGGAGCAGAUGCGGCUGCUGGAGCUGCCGGAUGUAUUCACUGCCGAGGAGGGCGCGGGCUGGAUCCGCGCCGUGGAUGUUGCCGAGAUCCGCUGGGACACGCUCGUCACCUGGAACACACUGCACCCCACCAUUGCCAUCAUUCCCACCGGCAGGCCCAUGAAGGUCACCCACCCCAACAUUCACCUCAUCCCAUACUCGGAUCACUCAUCCUUUGCAGAGCUGCGUGAGUUUGUGAAGUGGCUGAAACCCUGCUCCAUCAUUCCCAUUGUGAAGGGUGACAUGUGCCAGGUUUACUUUCAGGAAUUCCUGAGCUCUGCUCCCCAGGUACUUCCCGACUUCAAAGUCUCAAAGGCUGUGCAAGAGUCUGGACAGUGGCAAAGCCAAAGGAGGAGGCAGAAACACACAAAUCUCUGGAAAAGAGCCCCAUGGCGUUCUGUGCCCCAAGGGGUCGUUUAUGAGUCCCCAGAGAAAAAUAGUGAGAAACCUGAAACGUUCACAGAUAUUAAGGUUCCUCAGCACUACUGUGAUCCAGUUCUCUGCUCCAAAGAAGGCUGCACUUGCCACAAGGGUGAGAAGGAAGAGCUGAGUGGGGAGCAGCUGGGAAGAGGAGGGGCAGCACCUGUUUCCAGUGAGCACCUUGCAACUAGAUUUGCAGAGCAGUAUUUGCUCACUCCCUUAAAUGUCCUAAAGCAGAAUUCCUCACAGACAUUUGAUCAACUAGUAGAAGACUUUUUUAGGACGGGAGACACACCCUGAAAAAUUGUGUGACAUUGCUGGUGCCAGUGCAGCAGGUAGCAGUAUUCCGUUCUGCUCCAUGCUCAGGUUUCCCAUUAGGAGAGAGGAGCUCAGCUCUGGGACUGUCUUUACCUCUUUAUAGAGGGCAAAGAGGAAACUAGAACCAGAUUUUAGACGGUACAUCUUAAAAACUUAUUUAUUUUUUUAUGUCUAUAUCUGCUGUGUCCCCACACUAUGCUGGGAGCUGUGGUCCCACCAUCUGUGUGCCUUGUGUUCACCUUUCACAGUGACUUGUCUGUCCCCUCUUAGAAAAGUCAGUGAGAGGUUGAUUCAAGCAGAGCUGCAGAGGGUGUGAGGUGUCUGCAGCUGAGUAAUUGAUGGAAUGUGAUGAAAGGAGCAAGGGGGGAAUCUGAGAGCCUCAAAGAUUCUCCUUUCUGUAAGUCUGUGAUACCUCGCUAACUAUGAGUUCAUUCCAAAGUGAAUUAAAAAAUGUUCUGUAUUAAGGUGCUUUUUAAAAGUGCUGCCUAAAGAAAUACACAAAAUGAAGCGCCUUAAAGUCCAAUAAUCUGUUUUCUGUUACUCUACUAAUACUUUCAGCUUUUGCAUCCAGCCAGCCAACUGCAGCUGGAUGUAGUCCUGCUCUCCUGAAAGUGCCAUCUCAACACUAGUUAUCAGUGCUUUUUCAGGUUUGUGGCUAGGAAAAGUAAGAAUUGUCUGGGUUCUUGAGUUGUAGGCUUUGCAGAGUGGAUCACUAAAUCCUCUUCAGUGUCUGCUCUCAGCCUUGCACCUCUGAAUUCUGUUUGACUGCAGAGCACUCCUGGUAACUGCCAGUGUUCUGCCUUCCCAUUCUGCCUGCUCUUGCCCUUCAGUGGCAAUUGGAAUGGGAGAUAAUGAAACAUCUGCUUGGUGGUGUGAUCAGUCUGAGCAGCAUUGUUUGGAAAGAUUGUGACUGAAGAGCAGAACUGUCUCUGUUAGAGAUUUGGCACUUUACCACUCUGCAUCAGCUGCAGAGCCCCACCCUGACAGAGCUGGGAAGUGUCUGUAGUGUGACAAACCAGUGGGUACCCCCUACAGCUGACUGUGCCAAACAGCACUGCCAGUGUUUCAGACUGGCCCCUCAUAUGGUCAGGGCAGCUGGAGUGGAAAUGGUAACUGGAUGCAGUCCUGGAAUAACAAAUCAGUUUUUUCCUCAGCUCUUGAUCCUCCUUUUGUUACUUUCUAGGCAAAAUGUUUCAAAAUUUUCUGAACAUAGUGUCCUACAGGGCCUUUCCAAGCUGCAGCUACAUGGGUUGAAUUCCCUGAAUUGAGCCAGAAAAUGAAAUUUGCUCUUGGAGUAGAGCCAGACUGUGUGAAACUCAAAGGUGCCCCUGGAUGCAGCAGUUGCAGCAGUCACAAACAGGGCUGUCUGGAACAGUGAGAGUGUUGACAGCCAGAGUGGGGAUGUUUGGAGAGCUGUUUGUUUGGCAAACAUGCAUCCUGAUUCCCAACCCUGUGCUUUCCCAGGCAUGGCAAUAUCUAUCCCUGUUACAUAAGGAGUGCCUGUCCCUGGGACUGCUGUGGGUCCUAUGUCCUGCUGCUUGGAGUUUUCUGUGUGGAUUAUUUCUUAAUCCAAAUUCAACUGCAGAGCUCUGUCAGGUGGGUGUGAGUGGAGACACCUGCAUGUUUUGUAACAUGGAAAUGAUAGUGCUGUGCUUAUAGUGUGCUGGCUACUGCUGCUGCCUGGGAGAUGCAGGCUGUUAUUUAAAUAUUGUUGAAAUUCAAGUGACUCAUUCGACAGGCAGGGGAGUGAAGCGCUGCCUGAGCUCCCAAAUUCCAUGUCCUGCUUUGAGCAGCCUCUCCGCUGCUGGGGAGGAACGCUCACUUUCUGAGUCACUGCUCCACUUGGGCAUGUUGCAAACGACCUGGGAGAUCUGAUGUUUUGUGGCAUCCAGUCUUUCCUCUUUUAUUCUUAUCAACCAUUUAUUAAAGUAAAUGGAGAACCUCCUGGUCAGCCUCUGGGCAAAAAUGAAUUGUAAAUGGUAAUUCUUUACAGAGGUAAAUCUGAGCUUUAAUCAUGCACAAAGAAGUGAACAUUGCAGACUUCAGAGUCUGGGGAUCUGCAUCCUAUUUCUGUGUCCUCAGUUAAAGCUGCAGAAUAGAACACUGGCAUCACUUUCUAGAGCUGAAAAGGUAAUUCCUGCCACUUGAGGAGGGAAUUAUCCAUCAUACAGAGCCAAGGAAAUGUAAAAUCUCUAUUGGCUUUAAAAGGCAAUGGAAGCAGGAGAGACUUGACUAACAGUCAGUUUGUUGGAGACCUUUGCCUCAUCACAGCAGGUGCACAAGGCAUUUUAGUACCAAACAUUUCUUCCCUGUUAGGUGUUUAGGAUAGCACACAAAAGUAUUAUUUAAAAUGCUGGAAAAUAAAAUGUGGCAUUAUGGGGAAAACUGGAAUUGCUGACUGUUGGAGCUUCUGGACAUCCUUCAGCUUCCCAUAAAGAUGGGUUUAGUGAUGGGCCUGGCUAUGCUGGGUUAAUGGUUGGACUCUGUGAUCUUAAUUUAAUUUUCCAACUUAAAAGAUUCCAUGAAGUCUCCUGGCAGUGAAUAUUCAGCCUCUCACAGGCCUUGUUCUCCCUCACACUUGUGUCCAUGAUUUCCUAUUUUCCUGCCCCUCAGCCUGUCUCAGGGAGCAGCUGAGAGCUGGAAUGUCAUGGAGAGCAGGCUCUGAGCCUCCUGCUCCCAGCUCACCUGCACUGCUGCCCACAGGUGUGUUUUGCUCACAACAGUGACAAAGAGGAGCUGCAACCCAGUAUUGGCUUCACUGUAGGGGAUCUGAGGGCUACAUGCUUGGAAACUUCAGUUAUCCUGGCAGGGAGCAGAACGUGCUCUGAGCAAAGUCCUCCCAAAUCUAUACACACAGAGCAUGUUCCAGCUGCUUAUCUCUGCUCCACAGUUGGGAACCAAGCCCCAGUGGGGGGAAACAGCUCAGCCAAGGCCUUGCAGAGGAACAAGGAACGAGCUGAGUUCCCUUUGGCAAGUUUUCAGUAAUGUUUUACCAAGCUGUGAUCAAAUGCUGGCUUGUUGUGAGGGCAGGUUCUGGAGCAGAGCUGCUUGGGGAGGGUCAAUCACUGCACUGUGAACAGCUCAGUUGGCUCUAACUUCUCUAAACACUAGGAAAGCAUGAGGGAGUGCCCAGUUUAUGCUGUGGAGAGGGGAAAUUUACUUUCUAGGUUGUUGUUGGGAGGCUGAGGUAAAACUUGCCUGUCUCCUGUGUUCCACAGAAACAAGAGUGUAAUGUCAUCUUGCAGGGAACACCCCAGAGUGCUGCUGGGUUGGGUUUCUGACUCUGCUUCCCCAAUUACAAGGCCAAAGCUCUUCCAACAACUUCUCUCUUCCCUGCUGCAGAGUGGCUUUCUGUUCCUGCAGCACAGGGGCUUCUUUCCUAAUUAAAAAAACUGCAAUGGUGAAAGCUUUCCUUCAUCAGGAAAUGAAUGAGUUUACAUAAUUACCUCUACAGUGUGUUGUCACUUAGGGCUAAUUCCAAAGCCUGAAAUCUCUUUGUGCUUUUUUAUGGAGUCCUCUGAAAAGGUAUUAGAACAUGUUGAAAAGGUUGAGUCAUCUUGAUAAUCAUGUGAGGUGCUGCCUUCAAGUGAGCUCCUGUGGAUGUUCUGUGGGUGUUUGUGAUUCCUUCUGCUCAAUUUGGGAUGUUUGCCACAGCCACUGCUGUGCUGAAGUUUUUCUGGCUGUGGCUUUGCCCUUGGCCAAACCCCAGCCUGAGGCACAAGCAGCCAUGGGUUGUGCAAUAAAACCUUUGGGACAGACCUUGACCAGGAGCCUCUUGGAGGCUGGGACUUCCUGAGCAGAUGCUGGGGAAGGUGAGACUCAUGUUCCAUGCUGUCUUGGAGGUCACGGUGAGAGCUGAGAGCAAGAGAGCUGAGUCCUCCAUGCAGGACUGAGACCUCCCUGUCCAAGGUACAGAGUUCCUUAACAGUGUUUUGCUGGAGGGGGUUUAUACUUGUGCUGCUGUUCAUGUAAACAGGCAGCUGUGAGAGUAUCUGAGGUUUUCCUACAAUUGUGGAAUGGUUUAGGUUGAAAGAGACCUUAAAGAUCAUCAAGUUCCAAACCCUGCCAUAGGCAGGGACAACUUCCACUACACCAGGUUGCUCCAAGCUCUGCCCACCCUGGCUUUAAACACUUCCAGGAAUGGGGCAGCCACAGCUUCUCUGUGAAUCUGUGCCAAGACCUUACCACCCUCUGAAUAAGGAAUUUUUUUCCAAUAUCUAAUUAAAUCUACUCUCAGUCUGAGUUUUGGUAAUUUGUAAUUGUUAUUUUUAAACAUUCAAAGAAUCUUGUAAACUUUUGCAAGAAAGCCAAUAAACAUCUCUGUAACGCUGACUUUGGAAAAGUCUGAAUUGAGACAUGGUGGAGUUCUUGAGUUGAUGGUGACUGGAGUGGACUAAAUCCGUUCUUGGAAGCAUUUGACCUGGUGCCACCUCCCUGCUCCAGCAGGGCCAUCCCAGAGCAGAUGGCACCGGCUCAUGUCCAGAUGGGUCUGGAAUAUCUCCAGUGAGGGAGGCUCCACACCCUUUUGGACAAUCUGUUUCCUCACAGGAAAGUUCUUCCUCACGUUCAGGUGGAGCUUCCUGAGCGUCUGUUCCUGCCUGUUCCUCUGGUGCCAUCACUGGGACCCCGGAGCAGAGCCUGGGCCUUGCUCUGACACCCAGAGCGCGGCCCGGCUGAGCUCCCUAGGCCCGGCACUGCCCGGCCCGGCCUGGUUGCCGGUGCUAUCCUGUUCGGUUCCCGGCCCGGCCCGGUUGCCGGCGCUGUCCCGUUGCGUGGC